CCAACUCUUCCUUUUUAGAAUUUGGCUUCUGAACUCUCUUUUCUACUCCUUUUUGAUCAGAUCAAACGCCAAAAAGCCCAAAAACAAUAUGGAAGAUGAGGUAAAAGUAGCCCAUGUUGCAGAAGACGCAAGUUCAACUACUUCGAGAGUAUUUCCUUGUUUAUUUUGUUCAAGAAAGUUUUACAGUUCUCAAGCUCUGGGAGGCCAUCAAAAUGCGCAUAAGAAGGAGAGGAGUGCUGCAAGAAAAGCUAAGCGGGCAAGUGAGUAUGCACAAGGAUCUUUGCCUUUGCCACUUCCUACGCUUUUGGCUCCAACUCAUCAUUUGGGCAUUUUACAUCCUUCAAUGUAUAUUACUGCGCACGCUGCCAAUCUUCGAUGCUUUCCUACUCAACAAUCUUCAGAUCGUUUUGGUUCCAAUGGUGGUGCUCCUAGGUUUGAGAAUGUAGCAUAUUAUGGUGGGAGUUUUCCAAGCAAUCCAUAUAGUUUUGAAGAGGAUGAGCAAAGUUUCAUGAAUUGGCAGAGAAGCAUACGAUGCAAUAACUUCAAUGGAGAAGGCUCAUCCCAACAUUUAUCAAUGAUGAAUGAUGAUAACAAUCACCAUCUUGGGAAUUAUAAUGAUAAGGAUCAAAAGCUUGACCUUUCUCUCCAUUUAUAGAAAUGGAGAAUAGGGAUAGGAGAGAGUGGGUGCGUUAGAGAGGAAUAGAAAUUUUCUAUCUUACCUUUUGUGUUCAUGGAUACAAAUUUGAGAGCAAGUGAUAUCUUUUUUGGUUUUUAUUUUUGGAGGCCUUAAGUUAUUUCUUCUUCACUAAUAAUGAGCAU
Quercus lobata is the source of this 819-nucleotide messenger RNA. Its product is annotated as protein LATE FLOWERING-like. Gene Ontology annotation, biological process: negative regulation of abscisic acid-activated signaling pathway. The coding region runs from base 89 to 655 and encodes 188 amino acids. The record is from RefSeq and is a predicted model, not a curated record. The transcript has 2 exons. Lineage: Eukaryota; Viridiplantae; Streptophyta; Magnoliopsida; Fagales; Fagaceae.